Acanthochromis polyacanthus (spiny chromis) is the source of this 4305-nucleotide messenger RNA. RefSeq names its product centrosome and spindle pole associated protein 1. NCBI's taxonomy places the organism in Eukaryota, Metazoa, Chordata, Actinopteri, Pomacentridae. Gene Ontology annotation, cellular component: centrosome; spindle pole; microtubule. Gene Ontology annotation, biological process: positive regulation of cytokinesis. Bases 858 to 3971 code for a protein of 1037 amino acids. The record is from RefSeq and is a predicted model, not a curated record. The transcript is spliced from 28 exons.
GGGAAGAAUUUCUUUGCGUAUUCAUCAAGUUUAUCAAAGUGUAGUCACCCCUCUAACAGAUGUUAUGGUUUAGUCCUGAAAGACGCGAGUCAACAGUCGGGGACUCACUGACAUCUAGCGGCGCUUUUCAGAAAAGCAGAUACUCCUGUGGAGGCUUUUCCUCUCCGGUCUUCAACGCUGCACUUUCAAUGAGGGCUGAUAUUUUUAUGAAUCAGCUAAACUGUCGCGAAUAUUUAUUUAUCAAGCUAAACACUACAAGAAAGCCUGUAGCUAAGGUUCAAGGGGGCUGCUAGCUUAAGCUCGUGUGUACUUGAUUACAAAGUCGGCAGUCUAUGGUUGAUCUGAUUUCUACAGAAUUUUAUAUGAAUAAAUAAAAUGUUUUCAAAGACAAAUGUCACAUUUAAUAGUCAACAUUGUAGACUAAUUACAAAUUUAAUGUUUGGCGUAAUACACGGAUUAUUACGGACCAAUUAGAUAUGUUUCCUUUGUUUUGGACCGUUGUGUUUGCUCGUUACUUAGCCUCUCCUAGGAGCAUGGUUGUGUCAUGGUUGUCAGUGGCAACGGAAUGAUGCUUUGUGCCUCGCUCUCUGAGAGGGAGUAAUUGUCAGAUUUUGGACUGCGGAGGGAAAUAAUUCAGAUAUGAAUAGUAUAUAUCGUAAUGCCAUAUUCUGCAUUUCCUGCCAGAGUUACUGCUGAGUUCUAAAAGAGGCAAACACGUUCAGUUAUUGCCUGUUGGUUCAGCGAUUACCUUGUUGGAUGUACGUAGUAAUGAACGAAGAUGGGGAUGUUUACCAAGGCACAUGAAGAAGAAUCUCUCAAAGAUAUGUCAACACUGAAGUGCCAUACACUAUUUGUACAUGCAAAUUAAGCCAAGGACUUGUGAUGUAAAUAACACUGAAAACAUGUCUCCGGCAUCUGCAGUGCAAGGAAAAAACUUGUACCCAGAAAGAGAUUUGGGCUUAAACUUGUUGGGAAUCGACUAUGAAAGGAAGAAGCAGAAGCUUCAGCAGGAGCUACAGCUGGACUACGAACUUUUUCUUUCCAAGACAAAGGAUCGGAAAACCAGUGAACCCUGUCUGCCACCCCAGGGUCUCUCCCUACCUAUUGAUGACAGGACAUCUGUAAAGGAGCGCCCUGCAUCCCAGAGAGAUGCAGCCACUCUGACUGAGGCAGUGGAUAAUGGAAAAAGCACAGGGAGUUGGGGUCCAGGUUAUCGGCGGCGAAGGCGCUGGCAACUCUACAGGCGAAAAGAGCCCUGUAGCUCCGAGGAGGAGCUUAGUACAGAUGAAGAGUGGGAUUCUGACUUUAGAUACAGGAGGAGGCAAGACAGACGCACUCGAGGGCCUGAGUACAAAGAGGAGAGAAGAAAGCAAGAGCGCAGAGUGAACAGAGAUUCUCAGGACAUAAAGGAUGUGGAGGCCCCUGUUGUUCGUGAUCAGAACAGCAAUGAUGGGAUUUGGAAGUCAGAGCUGCAAAUGCUAGACAACAUGAGGAUGGCUGCAAAGUCUACACCUGGUAUCGGCAAAGAGAAGCCUUGGUUUGCUACGGGACUCAUGAUUGGAGCAACAGAAGAUCAGACUGCUGCUCAGAUGAAGAAGGAACAAUAUGGACAGGAGUUGCUGAGACAGAUUGCUGAAAAGCAGAGAAACAAGAUGAUGGAGAGGACACUUGAGCUAAGAGUUGCUGCCACUGGAGCCACAGACCCUGAGAAAGAGCCUGACAGAAUAAAGCAGUUGGGGGGUGUAAAUCUGCACUAUGACAGUUUGAGAUGGGAUGUUCCUCACAAGCCUGGAAUAGAGAUGGAGUCUGAAGGGAAGGAUCUAAACCGGAGGCCUAAAGAUGAUAAACCCUCUAACAAGACAGAACAGAUGGUUCCCAGAGGAAAGUCUGAGGUGACAGUGCCUCGGUCUGGAAUGAGAGCAGCACAAGGUUUCCCCUCCUUGGACUAUUUUAGUGAGGACUACCACAGACACUUCUCGAACACGCUUGGAGAGGUGGCCAUCCAAAGGGUUUCUGAAGUUGCUCCUCCUGUACCUCCCAUUGUACCUAAUACUUACAAGACUCCAUACGAUGCAGCUUAUUACUACUAUGGAACCAGGAAUCCAUUAGAUCCUAAUCUCCCUUACAAUCAGAAUGGCCUUUCCAGAGAGAUUCAACAGUCUGAGAAUUUCAAGCUUCCUUUUCAAAAUCCACGUCUUCUCAGAACCAGUGGCACCAUUAAAGCAACUCGUCGGUGUACGGCAUCUCCCUUGGCUUUUGACGAGCUUCACGAAGACAAGUCCAAGCAGAGGAGAGAGAGCGUACUGAGCUACCAAGAAGCACUCAGACAGCAGAUCAGAGAAAAUGAGGAGCGUAAAAGAAGAGAGAAAGAUGAGGAGAUGCGAUACGAUGCAAAGAAAGAGGCUGAGAUGAUGGCUUACAAUCCCUGGGGCAGAAGUGGUGGAGGUGCUCCCAUUAAAGACCAAAAAGGCAACCUCGUUAGUGACCUGCAUCAAAUGCACAAGACCAAUGAGAAGUCAAAUAAGAAUCCCGUUGAUGCCAGAGUUCUCCUUUCCCAUCGACUAUCAGGUUCCGAUGAUCCUCCACAGGAGCUUCACAUGCAGCACAAACACCAAGAAGCCCUGAAGCGACAGAUCGAGGAAAGAAAGAGAAACCAGGCAGAGGAGAGAGAACGUAUUAGGAUCGGGGAGGAGGAGGAGGAGAAGAGGCUGGCGAGGCAGAGGGCUCACAUACAGCAGGAAUAUGAGGACGAGCAAAAGAAACAGAACAAGACUGAGCACAGGCUGGAAAACCAAAGUCGAAUCCAUCAACCUAAACGACAUUACCAGGAGGAGGAAAACACGGUGAGGCAGGAAAAAGAGACUGGCAAGAUGCAGCAGAGCGCCACAACAGGAGAAGAGGAAAUUUCACAGCUGAAUUAUGAGAGGGAGCCAUCUCCUCCCAUCCCAACCUUGCGGAAGAAGCAAACAGGUCCUGUGGCAUCUAGGCCUUCCUCUGCUGUGAGCCAACUCUCAUCCAGGAAUCUUUCUCAGAAGCAUCCUAUGUCAGCGCCACACCACCGUCCAGUCUCUCCGAAAACACCCCAGCUAGACGAUGAUCAACAGGAAGUGAUCAGACAGCUGUCACGCCUCCGGAGGCAUCUGAGGAAUGAGCAGAGACAACUGCAGGCUCAGAUGGACCAAACAUCUCCAUCAGAGAGUCCCUACACGCCCCCCAACAGGCAGAGAAGACGACCCAGAGACGCGGCUGCUGAACGUGGGAAUAUGCAAAACAUCAGGGAGUUCACCCAGCUUAAACACAGAGACACAUCAUCUCGUGAAGGAGUCCGAGCCACGUACCCUGACCCCCCCACUGACGCACAAAGUCUGGACAUCCAACAGCAGGCUCUUCUACGUGAACAAGAGCGCAAAAUCAGGCUCAUGAACAGGCAGAAAGAGCACGACUUUAUGGGCAAACAGCAAGACCUUUAUGAUCCUAGGAGGAAACCUGGAUCCUUCAUCCAAAGAGACUCCGUAUUGCCAUCUCAGUCUGCUUUUAUGGAUGUUUACAGUGGUGAUGCAUGUGACCAUCAGAGAUCCUCUCAGUCCUCAGCAGAGCACCGGGAGAGGACGGCCCCACGAGGGAGACAUAACCGUGAUCAGGUAGGCGAUUCUAUUGAUCAGAGGGAGCAUGACAAUCAGUCAGAGGACCGGUCUCUGCAGUCUGACAUGACUCUGAACCUCAGAUCUGAAGUCAGGGACCACAACCACCACCACACCAUCAGAGGAGACACCAGCGGCAGAACAGAGAGGCUGUCUCCAGAUGAAGUGGAUGUCUUGUCCCUGCGCUCUGCCUUGGGGAGGCGUGUCUCCGUGGAGACAGUUGCCACGGAGCCCUGGCUGCGGCCCGGCACAGCAGAUGCUGUUAAACACUGCAGAGAGAUGCCGAAAAGCAGGACGGAUGCUCCAUGGCUGACACACCGCAUCACAUAGAUCCCAUCAGCUGCGAACCUCCCAUUCCCUAAGGUGCAGGUGGUGGUUCUUCGUAAAACAAAUGUGUUUGCUGUGCGGGAACACUUCAUGAUUUCUGCUGCACAGCUUAUUGCUAAAGAGUCUUCCAGUAAACAUAUUGUUAGAUUUGACAACAAUCCAACACAACACUCACUUCUGUUCAUUUCUCUUUGAAAUACAGAAUUUACAGACGACAUUUAGCCUCUGAAAAUUUUGUAAGGUGUGUAACUGUGAAUGUACCAUAAACCUAUGUACGUGCCAGUGUACUUACUUGAGCUUUAAGGUUUAUUUAAAAAAAUAAAAAUAUCAUAAUGUU